This is a messenger RNA of Acanthosepion pharaonis, 3093 nucleotides long. The record is from the annotation of a GenBank genome assembly. Lineage: Eukaryota; Metazoa; Mollusca; Cephalopoda; Sepiida; Sepiidae.
AUGUUUUACUCUGUUUCCCUCUGUAACAAUUAUGGACAGUUCCCUAUUGACACAGAAUCUGUUAAAAAUGACCAUGAUUUCUUGGAUGAUGAUUCCUUCCAAGCUCUCUGCAGGAGACUUCAUAUCCUAAACAAAUGCUGUAAGGUGCAAAUAGAAACUCCAAGAAAAACAGGUGAUGAUUCUGAUGAAGAUGAACAAUGUGCUCUCAGUGAUAAGUGGAAAUACCAACGAAGCAGUCGUCGAUGGUCCCGUAUGGGUCUGCAAGUGGAUCAACCCUGUGGUUCAAAUCGUCCUUUCACUGUAAAAGGCAGUUCAAGCCAUGACAGUCUGUUGACUGACCAAGACAAUUACAGCCAGUUGGAAGAUAGUCCAACCUUCUCCACAAAUGACACAGCCCUUACGGAGUCUCUAGGGCAAUCUGAGACGAACAGUAAGUCUAGUGUCACAGAAAGCCAUACACCAAACAUGCCAACUGCCGGCCAUUCUUUCCUCAGCCCUAAACUAUCUCGAGCAACCAGUUUCCGACCUGCUCGGAACUUACUUCGACGAAUAGAAACACUAAGGAGCGGUGGGAGCUUACGCAAUAAAAAGCCAAUGGAUUGCUUAAUGAUUAGUAGUCCAGUGAUCACAGACACGGAUAACAUGAGAGAAAAAAUCCGACAUUUGAAUUGCGUGGAUCUUAAUAAUGGCCAAACAAACUCUCACGCACUCGUUUCACGGUCGAGAUCUGCUGAGAAUGCAAUAAGGGCCAAUUCUCCCGUUUCGUUAGACAACUCGACAGGCAGUGUAAAUGAAGAUAAUUCUGAGUCGUACUUACUGCCAUCAAGCACGGACAGCGUUUCAGAUUACCGCGCAAUUCCUACGAAUAAGGUAAAGAACAAUAGUACCAGUAACUUGACCGAAGUGUAUCUCCUGCCUCCAGACUACAAGCCAGGUCAGUUCCCAAAAGUGAUCAACAACGGUUAUAUCGAGACAGGGGAGGGGCACGGGAUUAAUUACAGAACGGGAAGUUUCAGUCUUGGGCGGGAUGCAAAACGAAGGGACGCAGAAUCGCGGCAGUGUGCAAAUCUACGUGCAGAAAAUUCAGUAAAGAGGGCCAGUAUCUAUGAUAACGUGCCAACAGAGGAAUCUCUGGAAGCUGACAGAAAUGAACUGGAUGAAAUUCUUCAGAAACUCUAUGACAAUAUCAAUGGAUUUACCCAAGCAGUUAGCACUGAUGAUUUUGCAGAUUUAGAAAAGGAGAUUAACGUUCUACGUGACCUAAGAACGUUCGACAGCAUGAUGGGUUUGGAUUCGGGGACAGAUGCAUUUGAUUCACAGCAAAAGCAAGAAUUAGAAUUGGAACUAGAUUUGGAUUUUGAAGCUGCCUCUGAAGCUAGCACACACGACAUUAGUGCAGAGGUCUUGAGUGACAGUGAUGCGGAAACAGAUGCUGGAAAAUUCUUUGAGCCUGGAAUCAGUAGAGAACGUCGGGACUCUGGUGUCGGUUCCUCUUUGACUAGAGCACCAAGUUUGAAAAAACGUAACCGGAUUCGGUGGACGAGUUUCCAGAAAUCACAUCGACCCAGUUUCCGUAGCCAUAGCACUCAAAUUUGCACAUUAUCUGUGGGUCAGUUCCGAAAACUACAAAGUGUAUGUAUGCUGACUAUAACAACGCUGCUGGAGAAGUACUCACCCGCAAGUCGUUCUGGGUGGAACUGGUUGGUGCCAAGAUUCAUUAAGAAGACCAAAGUGCCAGACUACAAAGACAAGAAAGUUUUUGGGGUUCCGCUCAUGGAGACGCUGCGGAGAACAGGGCAGCCACUACCUCAGUGCAUUCUUUAUGCAAUGAGGUAUUUGCGAAAAACGGCAAAAGAUGCAGAUGGAAUCUUCCGGAAAUCUGGAGUCAAAUCUCGGAUACAGAAAUUACGGGAGCAGAUUGAAGCAAAUUCAGAUUUGGUUGAUUUCAGUGAUAUGCAGGCCUAUGACAUUGCCGAUUUGACAAAGCAAUAUUUUCGUGAACUUCCUGAGUGUUUGCUCACUAACAAAUUAUCAGAAACAUUCAUUGAUAUUUUUACACACGUUCCCAAAGAGUAUCAGCUGGAAGCUGUGAAUACAGCGAUCAUUCUAAUGCCCGAUGAAAACAGAGAAGUCCUUCAAUCGUUGCUUCUUUUCCUGAGUGACAUUUCAGAUUCUGCAGAUCAACAUCAGAUGACUGCCAGUAAUUUAGCCGUUUGUUUUGCUCCUUCUCUCUUUAAUCUUGUCAACGUGAAAAGCACUGCCAGUCCUAGUCUUCGACGAAACAAAAAACAACAAGGAGUUCCUGAUUCUAAAGAAAUCUUGGAACCAGCUCAUGAAUGUCUUGUAUUUAUGAUUAAAAAUUCCAAAGCCCUUUUUACCGUUCCUCAAGAGACCAUAGCAAAAUGCCGGUUCACCAGAAGUGAUCUGAAUAGCCCAAGGCACAUAAAAGAUUUUGAUAUGAAUAAUGGCAAUCCAUAUUUGUUUGUGGAUAGCAACACAAACAUUCUUCUAAAGGAAUCAAGGGAAAGGUUCCGUAACUGGAUAAUGUGUUCCCCAAUCAAUGGUAUCGAUGUUGCCUUCAAGAAAGCUGAAGACUUUCAUCUUUUGCGUCAAUGGAUGUGCAAUGCUGAAAUUGAAGCUCCACCAGAAGAAGUUCUGAACCGAUUACUCACAGAACGAUAUCUGUGGGAUGAAGACCUUCAAGAAUGCUCUGUGAUUGAAAAACUAAGUGAACAGACUGAUAUUUUGGAGUACACAAGGAACAGUAUGCCUCCACAUCCGGCUCGAGAUUAUUGCUUGCUCAGGUCUUGGAGAACAGAUCUUCCAAAAGGAGCAUGUGCUUUGUUUAGCACAUCUGUUAAACAUAGUGCAGCAAAAAUUAGCAAUGUUGAAGGCAUUGUGAUGGAGUCAAAUUAUUUGAUUGAGCCUUGUGGGGCUGGCAAGUCACGGGUGACUCACAUGAGCCGAGAAGACAUGGGGGGACGUUCCGUGAGAUGGUACAAUCUGGCAUAUGGGCAUAUCAAUGCUAACUUUAUGGAUCGUUUGAGGACAAGUUUCCAACAGAUUGCUUCUGGCCCAGAAACAAAACUCUAA